Molecule: messenger RNA, 2364 nt
Organism: Cotesia congregata
Lineage: Eukaryota; Metazoa; Arthropoda; Insecta; Hymenoptera; Braconidae
Source: the annotation of a GenBank genome assembly
AUGAAGUUCAAAGUGUCGUUGUGGGAAAAAAAUGGUCACACAAAAAUAGUAACAUGCGUCGCGUGGAAUUCCGCUGAAGAAAUAUAUUCUAUUGGUGAAGAUCAUGUUUUACUUUGUUGGCAUUUGGACGGUAGUUCGGCUCAAACGACAAAAAUUGCCGAGUUUCCGGAGGAUUUUUAUCCGACUGACAUGCAAUGGCAUCCUCGAGCGAUACAAAACACUGGAACAAGCAUAAAAAAGCAAUCGCACGACGUUGUUCUGAUAACCACUGCAGACGGCAAGUUUUACUUGGUCAACAAGAGUGGAAGGAUUGAAAAGACUGUUGACGGCCACAAGGGCGCCAUUUUGAGAUGUAGAUGGAGCUACGAUGGUUCUGCGCUUCUCACUGCCGGAGAAGAUGGAGUUAUUAAAGUGUGGUCCAGAAGCGGAAUGCUGCGCUCUACAGUGGUUCGUAGCACCCACGCAAUUUUGUCAGCCGUCUGGAGCCCAGACUCUUUAAAUAUUCUUUACUCUCAAGGCUCGCAAUUGGCGCUACAGCCCUUGAAUUUUAGCUCUAAAUCCAAAAAGUGGUACGCCCAUGAAGGAUUAAUUCUCACUGUCUCUUGGAACCGUAACAAUAAUUUCAUAAUCUCUGGAGGUGAGGAUUGUCGGUAUAAAGUUUGGGACGGGAAUGGGAAUUUGUUAUUCACCAGCGCUGCAGCAGAGUAUCCGAUAACUUGCGUAGAAUGGUCUCCCAAUGGGAAUUAUUUUGCUGUUGGUUCCUACAACACCAUCAAACUCUGCGAUAAAACUGGGUGGUCACAUUCAUUGGAAAAAGUAAACACUGGAAGUAUCUACAGCAUCGGUUGGUCCAAUGAUAGCACUCAGGUAGCCAUGGGAUGUGGAAAUGCAGCUGUUUUGAUGGCUCACGUUAUAGACAGGCGGCUUGAAUGGGAAAACUAUGAAGCGACAUUGAUUAAAAGAAAGACAAUUCAGGUGAGAGAAAUAGGAAACAACAGUGGAGUUGUUGAGAUGCUCGAGAUAUCCGACCGAGUUGUUCAUAUGGAAUUAGCCUUUAAUUAUCUGGUUGUUGUCACGACAAAUCAGUGUCACAUUUAUUCCUCGACAAACUGGAACACACCAGUGAUAUUUGACCUGAAAAAUUCAACAAUAUCUGCAGUUAUUCUAGCUGAAAAGCAUUUUUUGCUGAUUGAAUGGAAUGUAAUGACGCUGUACAGCUACCAAGGACGGUUACUGAGUGUCCCUAAGUGGAAAGGAAUGACUCCAGACGAGGCACUUUAUCCUCCUUGCAUAGCACUUUGCUCGGAUACUCUCGUUCUUCUUUUUUUCUUUAUUAUAAUUAAUUUACUGGGAAUUUCAGUGCUGCAUAUUUUAGAAUUGUCGAGCAAUAAACCGGUCAAUGAAACCCACCCGCAUCUACAUACCUGUAAUGUCAAUGAGAUAGCGAUUAAUAGAAUUGGAGGAGCUCACGAUCGACAGCUCGCUUUUAUUGACGUCACAAGAGAUUUAUUUUUAAUAACAAUACGUUCUAGUGGGUUUGGCCGUAUUUGUAAGAUAGCGGCAAUGGCGCAAAGUAUAAGCUGGGCGAUAGACGCAAAUGUACUGGCAGCCAUGUUGGACGCAACUUUGUCUAUUUGGCUGUGUCCUAACUGCGUUCAUUACAGCGAUAGAAAAAUAAUCCGUCGUACAAGAAUAGACAAAGAAAACAAUGAAUUUGGUAAACAACCGAGUAUCGUAAAUGUUAAAAAUGGAAUAGUGACCGUGAGACGCGGUGACGGAGCACUGAUUGCAGUAUCAUUUUACACAUUCUUCACGACACUUCAUCACCAUGUUAUGAAUAAUAAAUGGCAAGAUGCGUUAUCUCUUUGCCGAAUAACCCAAAAUGAUAUUCUUUGGACGUGUAUGGCGGUAAUGGCUACUGAAAAUAAGCAACUGAGCGCCGCUGAGGAAGCCUAUGCCGCUAUUGAACGAUACGACAAAGUCGAUUACAUUCAGUAUAUAGAUAAAAUUUCCAACAAGACUGAAAAACUCGCCGAGAUGUCUCUUCUCGCAGGUGAUUUGCUCGCUGCUGAGGGUAUUUUACUUCAACACGGAUUUAUCGAUCAAGCUAUUCGAAUUAAUAUUCAAAUGUACAAUUGGAGUAGAGCACUUGAACUUGCGGUCAGACACAAAAAACAAGUUGAUCAGGUUUUAGAAGCGCGAGAAAUGUAUCUCAAGUUGCUUGACAAAAAAGAAACUAAUCCCAGUUAUAUUUCUUUGAUUAAAACAACUCGAUGUAAAUCAUCGAGCAAUAUAAUCACAGAAAUGGAGGUAGAGGCUGAUGAUGAUGAUAAUAAUAAUAAUAAAUCUGAUGACGAGGAUUAA